GACUUUCCUGGGGCCAUUCGGCAGCGCCGCGUCCGGGAAACUGCAGUUUUCCUCAAACUCGCGUUUUAGUUUUCUUUUCUAUACGUUGCCCUUUGCUCCUGUUUCUGAAACCCGCAGCCUCGCAAGGUAUCGCAUCCGUGUGUAAAGCUUCGGCAUUAGAUUAGCUGGCUCUGGGCUUUUCUCUCACAACAGUGGGGAACAUCACAGACGUCCAGCCAACUCUGAAAGUGACUACGUGAAACUUGAAACUCAAGCAUGGGGAAGCAGAACAGCAAGCUGCGACCAGAGGUAAUGCAGGACCUGCUGGAGAGCACGGAUUUUACCGAGCACGAGAUCCAGGAGUGGUACAAGGGCUUCUUGCGGGACUGCCCCAGUGGCCAUCUAUCUAUGGACGAGUUCAAGAAGAUCUAUGGCAACUUCUUUCCUUACGGGGACGCCUCCAAGUUUGCUGAGCACGUGUUCCGCACCUUUGACGCCAAUGGCGACGGCACUAUAGACUUUAGGGAGUUUAUCAUCGCGCUCAGCGUCACGUCACGAGGAAAGUUGGAGCAGAAGUUGAAAUGGGCUUUUAGCAUGUAUGACCUGGAUGGGAAUGGAUACAUCAGUAAGGCAGAGAUGCUGGAAAUCGUGCAGGCUAUUUAUAAAAUGGUUUCGUCAGUAAUGAAGAUGCCAGAGGAUGAGUCUACACCAGAGAAAAGAACAGAAAAGAUCUUUAGACAGAUGGACACCAACCGAGAUGGUAAGCUGUCUCUGGAGGAGUUCAUUAAAGGAGCAAAGAGUGACCCUUCUAUCGUUCGUCUGUUGCAGUGUGACCCCAGCAGUGCAGGACAGUUCUAGAAGCCGCAACCAUCACUUUCUUCUCCUCCAUUUUAUUUAUUAAUGGUUUUUAUUUCUGUCUUUGAUACCAUAAUACUGGGACAUGACUGGGCCUCUUUAUAUGGGUCUGUAUCCCAUCAAACUGAACUUCACCAGAUCUAGGCACCAUGUACACAUACAACCCUUUCUCUCUGUCCCUAUUUCUCUCUCUCUCACUUACAAACCUCUCUGAUCACAUACACUUUUACAUGGUGUGCUCUCUCUUUGAGGAUUUCUGAUCUAAUUUAGGGGAUAUUUCUGUGCUCAGUCAUGUAACUUGGAGUGCCUGAUAGAAGCACAUGUUUUAUUCAUGCGGAAUUAGGAGUUUAGAUAUUUUGGUCAAAUAAAAUUUGAAGAUGAGAUGGACAGCUCAAUAUAAUGGAGAAGUGAAGCACUGAAAGAAAAGAUUUGGAGGCUUGCUUGUGAUUCUUAUUUUAAUAGGACAGCUUGACCGUACUGUCAAGUAUCCAACAGUAUUGUUACAAGAAAACACAGCUCUAAAUUCUUAUGUUUAAUUUUUGACCAGCAGUGAUUAACACCACAUCCUCACCAGAUGCCUUUUUACACAAUUCAGUACAAGCACCAAACAGAUGCAGUUAAAUAGAUCGGUAGAAUAGGUUUUUUAUUUUAGAAUAGUAGUCAUGCAGUACUAUACUGUUUUUUAUUCCUGACCUACAACAUGGUAUGGAGUUUAAUUUUUGUCCCUAAUUUAGUAUUGGCAUGCCUGAAAUGUUCUGGAUCAUCACUCUGGAUAUGUACAUAUUCUUGGCAGAGCCUUACAAUUUGGUUUAACCUUUUACUGGGGUGUUAAUUCCCAGUAAUAUUCCAGUAUCUACCCAUUUUAUUAUUAGUGUAUCAGUGUUAUUAUUCAUGACAGCCAAUACUUCAACAUAACUGUGCAGUAUGUACACUACACUUUCCCCCAAAUCCCAAUAAACACAUAUAACUGUUAGAAGUGCACUCAUUAUUCUCCCUUGUGCUGUAUUGCCAGAAGGAAACGAAAUGAAGAACUGUGGGACUUUACAAUAGUAGGCCUGUAUAGUCUGUAUAUUUUAUUUUCCAAAUAACGAAACAACAGACUUGCAUGCAGAACUGUCAGAUGACUAUUUUAAGAUGCAACAUCUUGCUUUUAGUGUUUUCAGUGAAGCAUGUUAAAUAAGUUUUAGCUGUAUAUGAAAGAGAAAUUUUUGUGUUGUAUGCAUGCUGGUUUGUGUGUGUAUGUGUGUGGCUAUAGUGUGUCCUGGUACUGUUUGCUCACACUGGUCUCGGUGGUCUGUUGCCUUGUCUAAGCGAGCUUGUGAGCAGCUGAAACUCUGAUGUAUAUUUUAAAUCUAGUAUGAACUUUAGGUUGUAGAUAUGUAGACACUGUGAGCUUACUGACCUGCCACACACACACACGUGCAAAUAGUAAUGUGUUUCUGUAGAUAACUGCUUUAUUGUUGUCAUGUUGCUUUUUACUGAUGAUAAUGCCUGUGAUGCUGAAACCUAAUCUAGAAGUAGCUUCUUACUUCUGGAAGAGUAUAGAACAAAUGGUCAGGGUCCAAUUUCCCAAAUCAAUUCAUUCAUGAGAAAAUAAAAAGUUUCUUAUUGAACUUGGUACAUUUAGAUUAAUGUGAUGUAUUAGCCAGGUGGUUAGACAGCUGGUCUGGAAUUUUUGUGGCAUAACCUGCCUGUUUCUGAUGUCUUCUAUUUAACAAAGUGGGAUCUGAUCUCAGUGACUACAUUUCUUCACCAUUAAUCAGACAAAUCAGUAGUUGUUGUUGUGUGUAUAUACAAAUCAAUUUUAAAAAUUAUAUAUAGUUUUAAAAUUAGAAAUCCUCUUCACUUCACAUGCUUUCAGUGUGCAUGAUAAACACAUUGGAGCUCCAGAUGCAUUCUGCUGCUGCUGCUGCUGUUUAUUGCAAGUUUUGAAUGUUAUCAGAUGCCACUGCAAGUUGUUAAAUGCCUUACUGCAGUAAUUCUCAUAUACAGUUCUGGGAACCCCACACACUUUACAUUUAAGUGUUUUCCUGCUUUAACACACCUGAAUCAGCUCAUAAAGGACUAUGGUUCAAGUGUAUUAGAGCUGUUGCUUCACAAAUAUGUGCAGAACAUGUGGUUCCCACAACUGCAGCUGAGGUCCACUGCCUUGACUUAAGUACUGCUAUAUAUUUCAUUUGAUAAAUGUGCAUUCUUUUUCCUUUCUUAAACUGCUGUUUUGUAAAGUUGGGAAAUGUUCAAACAUCACAACUACUGCAGACAUUUACUCCAUGGUGUAUGCAUAUGUUUCAUUUUGUAUUUUUUCUUUUUAAGAAUCACAUAUUUCUAUAUCACAAUUUAUAUCCUGUGGUUAGGUGCCAAAUAUACAGAACCAGUAUUGUAUAAAUUUAUACUGUACAAUUAUUUGUCAAACAGAACAUUUGUAUUUGUUGCAGUAUGUUUGUUUUUUGUUUUGUUUUUUGUUGUUUGGUAGAUUUUGUAUGGUAACCUGUAUUUUGUGGCAAUGUCAACUUGAGGUAUAGACAUCUGUUUUAGCUAUGCUAUAACGCGAAAAUUAAAUUUAGGAAAUGAA
This is a messenger RNA of Tachysurus vachellii, 3406 nucleotides long. RefSeq names its product neurocalcin delta a (gene ncalda). The transcript has 5 exons. Bases 256 to 837 code for a protein of 193 amino acids. Lineage: Eukaryota; Metazoa; Chordata; Actinopteri; Siluriformes; Bagridae. Gene Ontology annotation, molecular function: calcium ion binding; tubulin binding; actin binding. The record is from RefSeq and is a predicted model, not a curated record. Gene Ontology annotation, cellular component: cytosol. Gene Ontology annotation, biological process: calcium-mediated signaling.